AUGAAAUUUGUGAUAGAGCCUGCAAAAAAAUGUGCAGGAAGAUUAGGUUUAUUAACAGGUAUUGAUCGAAUCCCAGAUAAAUCAUAUAAAACACCUCUUCUCCUAUUUACCGAGCAAAAUUUGUCACGAGAGGUUCUUGAAAUUUCUGGAUUCCAAAACAUUGCUGUUUUAUUAUCUUUUGACUGUUCAGUUCAGAUGACAAAUGCAUUGAAACUGUACAAGAAAGGCAUAUCCGAAUUCAUUGGAUUAAAAGAAUGCCUAACAUUUGUUACAAUAAAAAAUCCUUGUUAUCCAUGUCUCACUGGUCAUCACGAAAAAGGUUCACUUCCAGUGUAUAAAAAAUCAGGGAAAAUCAAUGUAACAUCUGAAGACUAUAUGACAUUUAUAAAAGAAUCGAUGCCUGAUUUUUUUGUUACGCUAGCUGACGGAGAUACAUGGCAUGAUUGCUCGAAAAAAAGGAUUAUUAAAUCAAAUGAAAGAAGCAAUGAGAUGCUUGAUGAAUGCAUAAAACAUCAACAAGGUAUUAAAGUCAAGUGGAGCAAAAUGAUUGGUACUGUUGAAGGAGGAUAUAGUGAGCACGAGAGACGGAAAAGUGUAGAUCAUAUAAAACAGCAUGAUGAAAAGAUAAUUGGUUAUUUUAUAGACGGUCUCCAUAGAAAUGGACAUGAUGCAGUUUCUUUGGAUUCCAUAAAAGUUAAUGAAAUUGUUAAAUAUACUUUGUCAAUAUUGCCUCAUGAUAAAAUUAAGAUAAUGCUUGGAGCAUUUUUACCUAAUCAAGUUCUUGAACUUGUGUCUAUAGGAAUUGAUGUAUUCGAUUCGUCGUUUGCAAUUUUGGUCUCAAAAAUGAAUCGUGCAUUAACUUUUAACUUUAAUCUCCAAAAUCCAGCAUUAUUAGACAGUGGUCCUGAGAUAGAUUUGACAGAUUCAAAAUACAAGGAUGACUUUUCUCCUUUUGUUGAAUCGUGUCAGUGCUUAACAUGCAAACAACAUACAAAAGCUUAUACUAAUCAUCUGCUCAACACAAAAGAAUUGCUUGGUCCAAUGCUCUUAACAAUACAUAACUUACAUCACUACAAAAUGUAUUUUGAAGCAAUUCGUGAGUGUAUAAAAAACGAUGAAUUAUCAGACUUAAAGGAAAUGAUUGACGUGCAGUAUAAGAAUAAAACUUUUAGCUACGAAGUCCAGAAAAAUGUCGCUCAAACGAAUUGA
This is a messenger RNA of Chironomus riparius, 1209 nucleotides long. Lineage: Eukaryota; Metazoa; Arthropoda; Insecta; Diptera; Chironomidae. The record is from the annotation of a GenBank genome assembly.